Nicrophorus vespilloides is the source of this 1002-nucleotide messenger RNA. Its product is annotated as superoxide dismutase [Cu-Zn]-like. Bases 274 to 864 code for a protein of 196 amino acids. Gene Ontology annotation, biological process: removal of superoxide radicals. The transcript is spliced from 4 exons. Gene Ontology annotation, molecular function: superoxide dismutase activity; copper ion binding. NCBI's taxonomy places the organism in Eukaryota, Metazoa, Arthropoda, Insecta, Coleoptera, Silphidae. The record is from RefSeq and is a predicted model, not a curated record.
AAAGAAACUAUCCCACUUUGGAUGAUCAACGUGUAAUAAUACCACGUCUCGCUGCGAUAUUUGUUGUUAUUGUGUCGACGGUUUUAUAAGAACUAAACCGGUUUAAUUGCAUCUCGCUUUUCUGCGUGUAUAUAAGACGGCUUAAACGAGCUAAUGUUUAUUUAUACGUGUGAAUGAAACGAAACCGUUCGCACUUUCACUAAUCCCCUUGGCCAAUAUAAACUAUAGUAAAACACACACACGAACUUCUCUCAAUCCAUUGCAGAUACGAGGAUGAUCCGAACCGCAGUAUUCCUGGUCCUAGCGACAGUCGUUUUAGCCGAGGAUUUGGCUACAGUCAAGAUCACAGGAUCCGAUAAUAAAGUCAGUGGUUUAGUUACAUUCAAGAAGUCAGGAAAAGGGAUUGAAAUCGAAGGACAGAUCGAAGGUUUAAUACAGGGAAAACAUGGUUUCCACAUCCAUCAGUUGGGUGAUCUUAGCAAUGGUUGCGCAUCCACCAAAGGUCACUUCAAUCCACAUAAGAAACCGCACGGAGCUCCGGAUUCCAAUAUCAGGCACGUCGGAGAUUUAGGUAACAUCGUUGCGGACGAGAACGGCGUUGCGAAAAUCUCGAUGUUCGACAACGUUAUCUCUUUGGACGGUGAUAAUAACAUCAUUGGAAGGGCUGUCGUUGUGCACAGCGGUGAAGAUGACUUAGGUCAGGGUGAAGGCAACGAUACCCUUACCACCGGAAACGCGGGAGGUCGCGUUGGAUGCGGUGUUAUCGGAAGAGCAACUGAAGGAUCAAGUGUCCUGAUUCAACCACUUAUGCCGGCCAUCUUAAUAAGUUUCAUUGUUGCUAUGGUUACUUCAACCGUUUUGUAGAUGACACAAUUUUGAAGUUUCUUACUACUAUUUGUUUGUUCCUUAGUAGAUUUGAUAAGUUAUCUGAAUUAGGUUAAGUUUGUCAAACUUAUAGAGUAUACAUUAUAUAGUAUAGAGCAGAAGUGUAAAUAAUUAAGA